Oryza sativa Japonica Group (Japanese rice) is the source of this 1018-nucleotide messenger RNA. RefSeq names its product NDR1/HIN1-like protein 6. The record is from RefSeq and is a predicted model, not a curated record. Gene Ontology annotation, cellular component: plasma membrane. Lineage: Eukaryota; Viridiplantae; Streptophyta; Magnoliopsida; Poales; Poaceae.
GGCCUAGCUACCCACCCCCCACCCUACCUCUCCUCCGCCACCCGUCGCCGGCCGGCAUCUCGCUCGGAGCCAGCGCGCCGCGGCGGCCGGAGCCCGGAGGGACAACGCAACGAUCUCUCUCUAGCUAGAGCUAGAGCUAUAGCUUAGCUCAGCUAAUUAUAAUACAUAGCUAGGAAGAAUUAACAAUUAAUGGGGAAGCGCAGUGCGCCCCGGUACCCCGACGACGGCGGCGGCGGCGGCGGCGGGAUUUGCUGCGUGCUGUGCUGGUGCUGCUGCUUCCUGUUCCUGAUCGUCGCGGCGCUCGCCGGCGCGGCGGCGUACGCCCUGUUCCUGUACAAGCCCAAGGCGCCGUCCUACUCGGUGAGCAACAUGUCGGUGUCGCAGUUCGACUUCAACUCCAACGACCUGACGCUCUACACCAAGCUGGUGGCCACCGUGCGGGCCGAGAACCCCAACGAGAUGAUCGGCAUCAUCUACGGCGACGGCUCCCGAACGGUCGUCUCCUACCGCGGCACGCCGCUGUGCUCCGGCCACCUCCCCACCUUCUACCAGGGGUUCAAGAACGUGACGGUGAUGGAGAUCUCCAUGGAAGGGAGGCACGGCUUCGGGUCGGGGCUGCAGAGCGCGCUGGAGGAGAGCGAGAAGGAAGGGAACGUGCCGCUCGACGUGUUCGUCAGCGUGCCCGUGUCGCUGCGGUUCGGCUCGUUCGACGUCCGGGAGGUGAGGGUCAACGUGCACUGCGCGCUCGUCGUCGACAGCAUCUCACCCAAGAAGAAGCCCACCAUCAAGUCCGCCACCUACCAGGGCAACGUAGAGUUCUGAUCCAUUGCAUGCAUCGAACAUCAAUGCCUUCAUUAAUUUCAUUUAAUUGUUUGUUUUAAUUUGUUAUUAACUUUGCUGUUCAGUGGAGUUGGGGAGAAAGUAUGUUUGUGAUGUAAACACUGUAGUAAGAAAUGGUUCCAAACUAAAAUUCCUUUGGUUGAAGUUAUAUGCAGAAUGCAGAGACAUCUUUUGAUCA